AUGGCUCUGGGGCUGCCCUCCAAGAAAGCAUCUUCCCGCAACGUGAUCGUGGAGCGCAGGAACCUGAUCACCGUGUGCAGGUGGGCGCCGCUGGCGUUUGGACUCUUCUGUGGUCACUCAGGUUUCACCUGCCCCCACAUCACACCCAUGCCCUCCAUGAGCCCUUCUCUGCCUGCCUGUAACUUCACCUCUGACACCCUGGCUCUUCCUCCCUGUUGGACCCUCUCCCCCCCCCCCCCCAGGUUCUCUGUGAAAACCUUGCUAGAGAAGUACACAGCAGAGCCCAUUGAUGACUCAUCCGAGGAGUUUGUUAACUUCGCAGCCAUUUUGGAGCAGAUCCUCAGCCAUCGUUUCAAAGCUUGUGCCCCAGCAGGUCCAGCGAGCUGGUUCAGCUCAGAUGGGCAACGGGGCUUCUGGGACUAUAUCCGACUGGCCUGCAGCAAAGUGCCCAACAACUGUGUGAGCAGCAUUGAGAACAUGGAGAACAUCAGCACAGCCCGAGCCAAGGGCAGGGCAUGGAUUCGGGUGGCUCUGAUGGAGAAGCGCAUGUCAGAAUACAUCACCACAGCUCUUCGGGACAACCGAACUACCAGACGGUUCUAUGACUCCGGAGCCAUCAUGCUGCGGGAGGAAGCCACUGUCCUCACAGGGAUGCUGAUCGGGCUCAGCGCCAUUGACUUCAGCUUCUGUCUAAAGGGCGAAGUUCUGGACGGGAAGACGCCGGUGGUCAUCGAUUACACACCCUACCUAAAAUUCACCCAGAGCUACGACUACCUGACGGAUGAGGAGGAGCGACACAGUGCGGAGAGCAGCACCAGCGAGGACAACUCGCCUGAGCACCCCUACCUGCCUCUCGUCACUGACGAGGACAGUUGGUACAGCAAGUGGCACAAGAUGGAACAGAAGUUUCGCAUUGUCUAUGCGCAGAAGGGUUACCUGGAGGAGCUGGUGCGUCUGCGCGAGUCGCAGCUGAAGGACCUGGAGGCGGAGAACCGGCGGCUGCAGCUGCAGCUGGAGGAGGCUGCAGCACAGAAUCAGCGGGAGAAGCGAGAGCUGGAAGGCGUGAUCCUGGAGCUUCAGGAGCAGCUGACAGGUCUGAUCCCCGGUGACCAUGCCCCCCUGGCCCAGGGUUCCAAGGAGUUCACUACACCCCUGGUCAACCAAUGGCCUUCCCUGAGCACACUCAAUAGGCCUGAGGGUGCCAGCAACUCGAAGCUAUAUCGGAGACACAGCUUCAUGAGCACCGAGCCGCUGUCUGCAGAAGCCAGCCUGAGCUCAGACUCCCAGCGUCUGGGAGAGGGCAAGCGGGAUGAGGAACCCUGGGGCCCCAUUGGGAAGGACCCCACGCCCUCCAUGCUGGGCCUCUGCGGCUCCCUGGCUUCCAUCCCCAGCUGCAAGUCCCUGGCCAGCUUCAAAUCCAACGAAUGCUUGGUGAGCGACAGCCCCGAGGGCAGCCCGGCACUUAGCCCCAGCUGAGGAGCAGCACGGGCAAUGCCUGCCCCACCUGCCAGGGGCCACGGACAACGGUCACCUGAGUCCCCCAACCCAGGCAACCCUUCAAGGAUGCUGACCAUCUAGCCGAGGGUCUCUAGGGAAAGACAACCCAAGCCUCUUUCCUGCUUCAGCUUCCCACCAAGGAGGCAGGAGCUGCAUUGGCAAGUGGUGGCACCAGGAGGAAGGGGCACCCAGGUCACAAGUAGCCAGUCCCCUGGGAAGGCUGCUCCAUUCUGGUGGCCCUGAAGUCUGCCUGGUUCCUUUUGCUCAUGUUCCACACCUGCCUCAGAAGCAGGUGGUCCAGCCCUGGCAUUCCUGCUGCCCUGCCUCUGGUCUAUCCCUGUGUACCCUCUGAAGUCAUCCUUCCUUGGUACCUAUGUGGGGAGAUUAGGCAAAUAAAAACCAGAGGACUGA
This is a messenger RNA of Cricetulus griseus (Chinese hamster), 1908 nucleotides long. NCBI's taxonomy places the organism in Eukaryota, Metazoa, Chordata, Mammalia, Rodentia, Cricetidae. The record is from RefSeq and is a predicted model, not a curated record.